CAGAACCACUUAGGUGGUAACCAUGGCUGAUAUUAAUAACAAAACUUUUCAAAUUGCAUCAUUUUUGUAUUUUUCAUUUCAACCCAAUCAGUAUCGUGCUAGUGACUGUGCCAGCCGGUAAUCAGAACAAACGUUGUUUAACGACACUCAGAGAUAUGUCUCAAAUCAGUCCACGCAUAUUGACCCUUGUUGGAGUUGGAAUUGGGGUAUCAAUAUUAACAGCAAUAUCCUCCUUCAUCUACAAACGUCUUCGUUCUAAAAAAGAAGUAAUACCAAUAAAAUGGAGAAAAGUCGGUACUCUUGAUCAAUUGUAUUUUAUUCCAAUAAAAUCAUGUAGACCGAUUGAGCUUGAUGAAGCUUUUUGUGAGAACCUUGGUCUCCGAAAAGAUGAUAUCAAAGAUCGUGCUCUGAUGGUGAUUGAGAAAAGUGGACAAGUUAUCACAUCUCGAACUUAUCCGAAAAUGUUCAAAAUUAUUCCGAAAAUUGUCAGUCGUUCGGAAUUAGUUCUUUCUGCACCUGGAAUGGAAGAUACUCAUUUUGAUUAUGCAGACUUGGAUACAAAAUCUAGUGUAUCUACUAUCAAGGCACUGAUUUACGGAUUCCAUGCUGAUGUCUUGGAAUGUGGAGAGAUUUAUAAUAAAUGGUUUUCCCAGUACAUUUUGGGUGAACCCGAGGGUUUGAGAUUAGUUUACUAUCCACAUCAGAAUGCAACAAGACCAAUUGGUAGAUUUUACAAGGAAGGAAUUUAUACUAAACAAGAUACUGGUACAUUUCAAGAUAUGUCAAGUUUUAAUCUUAUCAAUAACGUUUCUGUUGAUGAGUUGAACACUCGUUUGCGUGAUGAUGAGCAAGUACCUUUGUUACAAUUCAGAUCAAAUUUUUAUGUCAAAAACACUGGACCUGCUUUUGCCGAAGACAACUGGAAAUGGGUUCGAAUUGGAAAUGAAGUUGUUUUUCGGAAUAUUGGACCUUGUUAUAGGUGCAUUGUACCUAAUAUUAAUCCUUACACAUCCGAACGUCAUCCGGAGGGUGAACCAUUGAAAACAUUGAAAACCUACCGAGUUUUUCCAGGAUCUAAAUAUGACUCUCCUGUGAUGGGUAUUCAAUUGGGUUUGAGAAACAAUGGAAGUGUUAGAAAAGGAGAUUGUGUUUAUGUUGAAGAAACUGAGUAACAAGAUUGAGAUUUGUUUUGGAAUAAUAAAAAGUGAUGCUUCAUUUAUUUUGCUUAUUUUAAGCGAUACAUAAAAUAAAUAACGAUAAUAGUUAUUAAAAAGGUGGAAACAAAGAAAAAACAAACCAAUUAUAAUAAUACUGAUAAUAAUAAUUAAACUGGUCGGCAAAAUUACGUCAUACAUGUUACAAAUUUUGUCACCCAAACAUUAA
Eupeodes corollae is the source of this 1383-nucleotide messenger RNA. Its product is annotated as mitochondrial amidoxime-reducing component 1-like. The record is from RefSeq and is a predicted model, not a curated record. Lineage: Eukaryota; Metazoa; Arthropoda; Insecta; Diptera; Syrphidae. The transcript has 4 exons. Bases 156 to 1172 code for a protein of 338 amino acids. Gene Ontology annotation, molecular function: catalytic activity; molybdenum ion binding; pyridoxal phosphate binding.